UGGUCGCUGGCUCGCUCGCCGCCCCGGCCCCCCCUCUUCUCCUCCGAUCCUCCCGCCGCGCCGGAGCUGGCUGGCUGGGGACGGAGGGGGAACAAUUCGUCCCCGCGGCAGCCGGAUUCCGCUCCGAUUCGGGGAUUCCUUUUCGUCCGGCAGGUUUACCAAGAGGACCGUGACUAUUGAACGGUAGCCUGCAUCUCAUAUUAGGUUAAUCUACCACAUUAUGGCCUCGGUUGGUGCGAUGCGUCCUUCUGUGGGCUUGCGGAGUGACACCAGUACAAGUGGUGAUGCUGGUCAUCUGCCGAAUCAGAUGAGCAACAUGAGCAUAAGGGAUGAUCAGGACCCUGAAGAUAUUGUAGUCAACGGCAAUGGGACGGAACCAGGCCAUAUUAUAGUCACAAGCAUUGAGGGAAGAAAUGGACAAGCAAAACAGACCAUUAGCUACAUGGCUGAGCGUGUGGUAGGACAUGGGUCGUUUGGAACUGUUUUCCAGGCCAAGUGUCUUGAAACUGGCGAGACUGUAGCUAUAAAGAAGGUUCUUCAAGACAAGAGAUAUAAGAACCGUGAGCUGCAAACGAUGCGAGUUCUUGAUCACCCAAAUGUUGUGGCUUUAAAGCAUUGUUUUUUCUCAAAGACUGAGAAGGAGGAGCUUUACCUCAACUUGGUGCUUGAAUAUGUGCCGGAGACUGCUCAUCGUGUCAUUAAACAUUACAACAAGAUGAACCAACGCAUGCCGUUGAUAUAUGCAAAAUUGUAUAUGUAUCAGAUAUGUAGAUCUUUGGCCUACAUUCAUAACAGCAUUGGAGUGUGCCACAGGGACAUCAAACCUCAAAAUCUGCUGGUGAAUCCACAUACUCAUCAGUUGAAGCUGUGUGACUUUGGCAGCGCCAAAGUAUUGGUCAAAGGAGAACCAAAUAUUUCCUAUAUCUGUUCAAGGUACUACAGAGCCCCAGAGCUCAUAUUUGGUGCUACAGAAUACACAACGGCAAUUGAUGUUUGGUCUGCUGGUUGUGUUCUUGCUGAACUCCUUCUAGGACAGCCUAUAUUCCCUGGGGACAGUGGCGUUGACCAGCUUGUUGAAAUCAUCAAGGUUUUAGGAACCCCUACACGAGAAGAAAUUAAGUGCAUGAAUCCAAAUUAUACCGAGUUUAAGUUCCCACAAAUCAAAGCUCACCCAUGGCACAAGAUCUUCCACAAAAGAAUGCCUGCUGAAGCAGUAGAUCUUGUUUCCAGACUAUUGCAGUAUUCACCAAGCCUUCGGUCAACUGCUUUGGAAGCAUUAAUCCAUCCAUUCUUUGAUGAACUCCGGGAUCCAAACACCCGCUUACCAAAUGGCCGCUUCCUUCCUCCCCUCUUCAACUUCAAGUCCCAUGAGUUGAAGGGGGUGCCAAUGGACAUCCUGGUGAAGCUCAUCCCUGAACAUGCUCGGAAGCAAUGCGCCUUUGUAGGAUGGUGAUCUGUCAGAGGACGGCUUGAAGAUUAGUUCAGAAUCAAUCCAAUUGUCGUCUACUAGAAACCUGAGGAGUUUGAAAUUGCCUGCAGCCACGUGGGAUAUAGGCGACGAUGCAUGUGAUUAUUAUUCUUUCUUUUUUCUCAUCGAUGCCAUGUAUUCUUUUCCCCCUACUGCCGAUGUAACAAAUCACCCAUGGUUCUGUAAAGUAGGUGCUAAGUGUUCGACCAUUCUCCCUUGAGCUCAUGUACCAGUUUCUAUAGCACCAUACAAGGAAGGAUGCACCCUAUGUACGGCAAAUGCUUGGUCCAAUAUUUCUUCAUGGAUUGAGGUAUAAAUUCAUUUGUACUCA
Messenger RNA from Lolium rigidum, 1799 nucleotides. RefSeq names its product shaggy-related protein kinase alpha-like. The record is from RefSeq and is a predicted model, not a curated record. Gene Ontology annotation, cellular component: cytoplasm. Gene Ontology annotation, molecular function: ATP binding; protein serine/threonine kinase activity. Gene Ontology annotation, biological process: signal transduction; protein phosphorylation. The coding region runs from base 221 to 1453 and encodes 410 amino acids. The transcript has 13 exons. Lineage: Eukaryota; Viridiplantae; Streptophyta; Magnoliopsida; Poales; Poaceae.